Molecule: messenger RNA, 3894 nt
Organism: Apus apus (common swift)
Lineage: Eukaryota; Metazoa; Chordata; Aves; Apodiformes; Apodidae
Product: KIAA0513 ortholog
Exons: 13
Coding region: 459-1703 (414 amino acids)
Source: RefSeq, a predicted model, not a curated record
CCUUCCCCGGCGCUGCCCAGUCCGUAUUUCGGCACGCAGCUCUCGGGGCACGUCGGCACCCAGGCAGAGGGAAAAGCACCAGGUGCAUUACCAGCCUACCUGGUUUAUCUUUCUUUUUUUGACAGCUGUAGCUUUGAUUAAUCAUCAGGAGCCAUAAACACUUGCAUAACUGUCCCUGUCACACCAGGCUGUGCCCAUCUUGGACCCAGCUUGCCGGGACACACAGGGCAUUGCCUUCUGCCAGACACUUCUCACCUGCUGGAAGGAGCAGCCUUGGGGAGCCAGCACCCACGGGUUGAAGAUGUCCUGCGAUAACCUGGUGCCCCGCAGAAGGACCUGCCUGCCUUAGCCAGCCCGUCCUCCCAGGCACCCUGCUGGCCAUGGCCAUCACACCCCAGUGAGGGACAAAAGGGCAAGGAUUGAGUCUCCCCAGCACCACCACAUCCCCUGGCAGAGCCAUGGAGGCCCCCCUGGACGUGCCCGUAGGGAACCUCAUCGACUUUGAUGCUGAAACACCCGCCUGCAUCCCCUCAGAGCCCUCUCCCCCCGCUGUGCCCAGCGGCAACGGGCACCUGGGGGACACGGGGGACCUGGCCGGGGAGGAGAGCGAUGCCACCGAGUCAGCAGACAGCGAGAAUGACAUGGGUGACUCCCCCAGGCACUGGGGUGGCUACCGGCGCUCCUCCUCCAACGAGUCCUUCUCCUCUGGCCAGAGCACCGAGUCAGCCCGGGACGAGGGGCUGGCCGAGCGCCGGGAGUUCAUCCGGCACUACGUGGAGAAGAUCUUCAGCGGGGGAGAGGAUUUGGACCAAGAAGAGAAGGCCAGGUUUGGAGAGCUCUGCAGCGGCGAGAACGGGAAGGGCAGGGAGUGGUUUGCCAGAUACGUGAGCGCCCAGCGCUGCAACUCCCGGUGUGUCUCGGAGCAGACCUUCUACCGCCUGAUGCAGUCCUUUGCCCUCGUGCUCUUUGAGUGUCACCAGAUGGAUGACUUCAGCCCUGCCAAGAACCUCAUGACCAUGUGUUUCACCUACUACUACAUGGGCAAGACCCAUGCUCUGCCCUUGGAGGCCAAGGAGAAGCCCAUGGGCAGCAUUGACUCGUACCUGAAGUCGGCGAACAGCUGGCUGGCAGAGAAGAAGGACAUUGCAGAGAGGCUGCUGAAAAACACGUCGGCCAAGACGGAGAACGUCAAGGGCUUCUUCGGGGGCCUGGAGACCAAACUGAAGGGUCCAACCACCAAGAAGAGCGACGAAGGUGAGGACAAACCAAAGGAGAAGCUGAAGAAGAUGGUUUCUGUGCAGAGCCCAGAGGAGGAGAAGAAAGGAGAGAAGAUCUACCUGUACAUGCACCUCAAGCAGCAGCCGAUCUGGCACAACCUGAGGUUUUGGAACGCUGCCUUCUUCGACGCCGUGCACUGCGAGCGCAGGAAGCGGUCCCCCACCACCAGAGGGAACGCUGGGGAGGAAGAGGAGAAGAGGGAGAAGUGGUGCCACAUGACACAGGAGGAGCGUGACGACAGCCUCCGCUUCAACGAGAACAUCACCUUCGGGCAGCUGGGCACCUUCAUUCACAACAUGCUGGCAUUUGGCCUGAACAAGAAGCUCUGCAGUGAUUUCCUGAAGAAGCAGGCGACCAUUGGCAAUCUGGAUGAAGAGCAAUACAAGCUGCUCAGCGACCACAUCGAGCAGAUGGCCACUGAGUAGCCACCUGCUCAGCACAGAGAGGUGGAGGCCAGAGCAGGUGGGGAAGGGAGAGAAACCCACCUCUGAGGCUACUUGAAACUGAAGCUGGGCUACUUUAAAAAAAUAACACCACAAAACCAACAAGAACCACAGACAGAGCUGCAAUAAAACCUGCAUGAUCACCCACCAAACUUUAGAGCUGCACCAGGGCAGCCUGUAGAAAUAGGAGCCAAACAGGCCCCCCCCUCCCCUUGCCAGACCCUCCAGCAUCUGUUUUCAGAAGUAGACAGUCCCAAAAGUGUAUUUUGUCAGUUAAAAAAAAAUAAUUUAAAAAAAUGCAGGCAACCCAAGAGAAAAGCAAAAAGAGAGUGAGGGCUGCAGCCCCUGGUUUGUUUGAGAGCUGGAUCGUGGGCUCUUCAGACCCUCCCCCACCUGAAACGCUGCCCGUGGUCUUUGGUGUUUCACAGCACAAGGGCGGUGGGUGCUGAGCUGCCCAGCUGCUCCGUGCCUCUCUGAGGCUGCCCUGGGUAAAUCCAGAGGAACUCAAAGGGCUGUGAGGCUCCUGCUGCUUUUGCAGCGGGGGCUGGAGCUGAGCUGGGGAUGCGGGAGGUGAUGGCAGGGACUGCAUCUUGCUGCUGGGGCCACGUCCUGCCGGGGGAGAGGGGCUGGCUCUGCCUCCACCGGGACCCAUCUCCUCUGUCCUGAGGCACUGAGUGUUCCCAGCACCGGGAUUUGUCCUGGCAAAGCAGGAGCUGGCUGCAAUGGGAUGCAGGAGCUGAUGGAAAGGCUCUGGGUCAGCCUGGAACAGGUUGUGUUGUGUAUCCAGGGAUGUCACCACCUGCUGGAGACACGGGCAAUGCGGGGGCUCUCUGAGAGCUGGCAAAGUGCUGCUGCCUUCCUCAGUAUAAGGCUCCUUGGGAGCUGGAGGGAAAUCCUUCCCUUGGGAAACCUUCCCUGUGCUGCCUGGGUGGGUUUUUACCUCUGGGCAGAGAGAAAACACAGUUUGCUCCCUAUCAUUAGUCUGGAUCAGCAGGAAAAAAGCCAUAGUCUUGGGUAGGAUGCUGGGAGAGAAGGCAGAGGAGCAUGGUGAGAAACCCACUCCCUGCUGCAUCCUCAGGCUCAGGGCUGCCAUAGGUUUGCAGCAUUCCCAAAGCCUCCUGUCUUCCCACAGCAGCCAUGGCAUUAGAUUAAUGUCCCUCCUUCCCCAGGCUGCACCUCGCUGCCUUCUCCUUCCCCAGCCCCUUCGCUCCAGCUGAUCAUCCAGCAAACCUGAACUAACCCUGUUUCAAGCACAUCUGUCCUGCUUGGUGGCAGCUGCCCAGUGUGCAGCACAGCUGGGUUGUUGGGUUUUUUCUCCCUGUGUUUUUUUUAUCCCCGUGGAUCUUGGCAUGGCAUCUGCAGAGAGGCUGGGGACACAGGGACAGCACUGUCCGUGGGGACAGAAAGCCCCAGCCCCACGCAGCCAGAAGGUCCCACCCCAAAAACUUUGUCCUGAAGCAUAAAUCCAGGUUUCCAGGGACUGUCAGUCCGUUUUUCCCUGUGCUGUCAGCUGUAUCCCAUAAUAAAAUAGUGGAACAGGAUUCUUUUUCAUGUAGCUCUUAGUUUCUGGUGUCAUUUCCCAGCACCAAAAGAAUGUUCUUACCUGAGCUGGGCUUCCCUCCCUGCUCAGGUUUUGGGAGCUCUGGCUCCUGCCAGACUCUGCUCCAUGAUGGGUCUGUUAGGAAGGAUUUGAUCCAACUUUGGUUUUUCCUUGGCUAUUCCCAAACCUGGACAGUUACUGGAGAAAGGUUUUCAUCAGGGCAAGGGGCUGCCCAAGGGGACUAACCUGCACCAAGUGUCCCCUUGCCCUGACAAACACCUUUCUGAUGGAAAAAGAUGUUCUGGAGCACAAGCACCAGGCAGCUCAGCACCAAACCCCACAUCCUGGAGCAUCCCAUCCUUGUGGCAUCCCCAGAUCUUUCCAGAGUUCUGCUUUGUUUCCUUGUCGUUGUUUGCUUUGGUUUGUUUGUUUUUCUUCUCCAACAUGAAGGAAAAAAAAAAAAAAGUUCAGCAGUGAAAUCUAUAUUAUUUGCAUGUGUAUUUUUCUAAAAAAAAAAAAGAAAAAUAAAAAGUCAUUAAAAUAAAAUAAAAAAUACCCAUAAAAACUCCCCUGACUGGGACUGUGUGAAGGAUGGGGUGAGAGAGAGAAGGGAAUAAAUUGUCUUAAAAAUUA